This is a messenger RNA of Fraxinus pennsylvanica, 1716 nucleotides long. The record is from the annotation of a GenBank genome assembly. NCBI's taxonomy places the organism in Eukaryota, Viridiplantae, Streptophyta, Magnoliopsida, Lamiales, Oleaceae.
AUGGUGGAGUUUUCGAAAGUGAACCUUAAGGACAUAAAAGACGAAGAUGAUGACGAAGAAGAAGAAGAGCCAGGAGAAGAAAUUGAAUCAGCGCCGCCUCUGAAAGUGGGUGAAGAAAGAGAGAUAAAGUCCCCAUUUGGCUGCCUCAAAAAGAAACUCCUAAAACGUGGCCUUAAUUGGGAGAGUCCUCAAUUUGGUGAUGAAGUCACCAUUCACUAUGUCGGAAGUCUGUUGGAUGGUAUGAAGUCCGUUUCUGGUGAUAAGGACAGGCCCUUCACUUUCAGGCUUGGACAUGGUCAAGUCAUAACUGGUUUAGAUUAUGGAAUUAUUACAAUGAGAAAAGGCGAAAAAGCGUUGUUCACUCUGCCUCCUGAAGUGGGUUAUGGAGAAGCUGGCACUGAUGGUGUUCCUCCGGAUUCGAUUAUUCAGUUUGAGGUGGAACUAACCUCAUGGAUUACAGUGGUAGAUAUCUGCAGGGAUGGUGGAAUUAUCAAGAAGAUCAUGGAGAAGGGGGAACAAGUUGGCCCUCCUAGUGAUUUAGAUGAAGUUUGUGUAAAUUACAAGGUAACCCUGGUUGAUGACACCGUUGUUGCAAAAACGCCUGAAGAGGGAGUGGAGUUUUAUGUCAAAGAUGGUCACUUCUGUCCGGCAUUACCCAAAGCUAUCAAGACCAUGCAAAGGGGGGAGAAAGUGAAUUUGAUUGUUCAGCCCCAGUAUGCCUUUGGAGAUGUGGGUAAGGAAUCAGUGGAAGAGUUUCCUCCAGUUCCACCAAAUUCUGUGCUGAAUAUUUCUAUGGAAUUAUAUGCAAUUAAGCAUGUAAUAGAUGUUACUGGCGAUAUGAAAGUUAAAAAGAAGAUUUUGAAGGAGGGAGAAGGUGUCCUCACAGCAAAUGAAGGUGCUUCUGUUACUAUUAGGUAUAUUGCUAAAUUAGAGGAUGGUAAUGUAUUUGAGAGAAAGGGUUUUGAUGGUGGACAGCCAUUGGAGUUCAUCACAGAUGAAGAGGAAGUAAUUAUUGGGUUGGACCGAGCAGCGACUACAAUGAAGAAAGGUGAAUGUGCGAUACUAACAAUUUCCUCAGAAUAUGGAUUUGGAAGCUCUGAAGUAAAGCGGGAUCUUUCCAUAAUUCCAUCAUCUUCUACUGUCGUGUAUGAAGUUGAAAUGUUGGAUUUCAUAAGGGAAAAAGCACCUUGGGAAAUGAGUAAUCUUGAGAGAAUCGAGGCAGCUGUUAGGAAAAAAGAGGAAGGCAAUCAACUCUUCAGAACUGGAAAGUAUCAUAGAGCUGGGAAGAAAUAUGAGAAGGCAGCUGAGUAUGUGAGUGAAGAUGGAGCCUUCACAGACGAUGACCAAAAGCUAGUCAAGUCAUUGAGAUUGUCGUGCUGGUUGAAUGGUGCAGCGUGUAAUCUGAAACUGAAUGAUUUUCAGGAAGUAAUUAAGCUAUGUUCAAAGGUCCUAGACGUGGAGUCCUGCAAUGUGAAAGCAUUAUACCGGAGAGUUCAAGCUUAUAUGGAGGUUGGUGAAUUGCACCUGGCUGAGUUAGACAUUAAGAAGGCCUUAGAAGUGGAUCCUCUGAACAGGGAAGUGAAGUUAAUCCAGAAGAAUCUGAAAAAACUUCUAGCAGAGAGCAACAGAAGAGAUUCAAAACUCUACUCAGCUAUGUUUUCACGUAUGAGCAACGAUGCUUCUAAUGCAGUUAAAAGGUUGAAAGCAGCAGACUAA